AUGUUCAGCUUCCAUGUUGAUAGCUUCAGACCUUGGAAAGGCCCCGCCCCCACCAAUACAAGCACAUCCACCUCCCAGAGCCCCAAAAGAUCCCCUGUCCCUGCUGCUGUCAAUACUAUUCCUGCAACCGAUCCAAGGCCCUUCAGUCACUGCCGCGAGAAAGGCUUGCCAACUCCCCCAAAUCAACCAAGCAAACAUCCACUUCCCGCUCGUCCACCAGCUGAAGUGUGUGCUCAUGCCAACAUGCGCUCUAGCACCAUACCUUAUUCUCAUUUUCAACGUCUCUCAAGUCCUCAACCUGCUUUCAAGGUUGAGGAUACGGUUCAGCCUACCUCCACAGAGCUUCACGUCUCAUCUCCGACAUCUCUCCAUCCCUCGGCUGCUACAGAUUGCUCGAAAGGGGAUAGCGAAUCCCAGCCCGAAAUUCGAGCAGACAUACUCCGAGAUGGCAUCCUCGCAGGUGAUACGCACAAUGGCUGCAUGGGUGUUUACGAUGAGGGCUCUAAAACCCUCGACGCACCGAACACUUUGCCGGUUGACUUUGAAGAAACCAUGUUCGAUGAAGAUUUCAUGGAGACCGGUCAGCCACGUCAGACUACCAACGGUACUUAUCUGUUCACUAUGGAUGAGUUACAAGCCGAUUCGCCUUAUGUCGACGUUUCGCUGGAUUCACCACCCCUACGUGAUCAUAAACAGGAUUUCGGCGAAUCGCCUCUUAACGGUUAUGACACGAACUGUCUGGCUGGAUCUUUUCGGAAUCAAAGCACACAUCAGAAUCCCACUCCACAUGACUAUGAGAUUAUCGCGAGACAAAACGGCAGCGAGGAAGCCGGCGGUUGUAGCGAGAAAUCGACAACCUGCAAGCGAAUUUCUGUUGAAGUUGAGUCGGAAAGGCUACCGCCCAAACGUCUCAAAACGGACCAAUGCUCAAGAUCUCCCAGUCCUGGCACCGUGGAUAGUCCCCUUGAAGACUUUUCAACCCAUUUCGAUGCCACAAACAUGAUUCCCAUCAACUCAGCGAUCAUCUCGCCCGAUGAAUAUCAUCAAGGAGCUAAUAAUACAUCUCAAGUCAUCCAGCUUGCUAAUACCGGCACAAGCGAUCAAGGGGCAUUCCGUAUCCGUCGCAGUUGUCCACUCAACCUACGAUCUGCACAAACCCAUUCCGUGAGUGCCGAUGAAAACGGUGUCAAGCAGAAACUCAGACGGAGUGUUCGCCAAAAACCUCAAGUCGCGGUGGAAUCGGAUGGUCCAGAUAGUAUCCCAACAAAACCUACUCUGUCAAACUCCGACAAGCCACCGGCCCAGCGGAUUAAACCAAGAAAGUCAAGAUGGCGACCUGCCAAGAAGACAUCAAUCGCGAAGGCUACACCACGCGAUAAUGAAUACAAAUUCACGUCCCUCCGGUCGCUCUUCCUGUCGACGCCGUUCGACAUGCGUUUGCAAUUUAUCUCGUGGCUGUUCGAGGCUGUGCUACCUCGCUGCAUGCACGAUUCCAAGGCUGUCACCAACAGUCCAUCUCAGGUGUGCAAUGCGGGUGGUGAAGAGGAAUGGGAGGUUGAGGAGGUAGUAGCCUCGCGAGUUUUUCGCGGGAGGCUCCAGUACCAAGUACGGUGGAAAGUAUGUGAACCUGACGAGACUUGGUAUCCAGCACAUGGUCUCAAAGGUGCUCCAUACAAGGUGCGAGACUUUCACGCCACAUGUCCGCAUCAACCUGGGCCCCCAGUGCAUUUAGAUCUGUUAAUUAGAAAUAUCGAAAUCACUUCACAACCCAACUUCGUUUUCUCACAUCCCAUAGGAGUCCGAUCAAAUGUCGUGCCAUACUAA
Molecule: messenger RNA, 1824 nt
Organism: Aspergillus luchuensis
Lineage: Eukaryota; Fungi; Ascomycota; Eurotiomycetes; Eurotiales; Aspergillaceae
Product: chromo domain-containing protein
Exons: 1
Coding region: 1-1824 (607 amino acids)
Source: RefSeq, a predicted model, not a curated record